This is a messenger RNA of Brachypodium distachyon (stiff brome), 902 nucleotides long. Its product is annotated as histone H2B.1. Gene Ontology annotation, molecular function: protein heterodimerization activity; DNA binding; structural constituent of chromatin. Gene Ontology annotation, cellular component: nucleosome. Gene Ontology annotation, biological process: nucleosome assembly. The transcript has a single exon. Lineage: Eukaryota; Viridiplantae; Streptophyta; Magnoliopsida; Poales; Poaceae. Bases 151 to 618 code for a protein of 155 amino acids. The record is from RefSeq and is a predicted model, not a curated record.
CCCUUUCACCAAUCAGCGCUCACGUUUCCUCUCGAUAUAAACUCGUCUCCCCGUCUUCUCGUCUCCCACACAGCAACCGCCAAAUUCCCCACCCUUUCUUUCUCACAAACUCCACCGCCGAAGCCCACGCUCUCCAUCCGAGUAGCAUCCAUGGCACCCAAGGCAGAGAAGAAGCCGGCGGCGAAGAAGCCCGCGGAGGAGGAGCCCGCCGUGGAGAAGGCGGAGAAGGCCCCGGCGGGGAAGAAGCCCAAGGCCGAGAAGCGGCUGCCGGCGGGCAAGUCUGCCGCCUCCUCCAAGGAGGCCGGCGAGGGGAAGAAGGGGAAGAAGAAGGCGAAGAAGAGCGUGGAGACCUACAAGAUCUACAUCUUCAAGGUGCUCAAGCAGGUGCACCCGGACAUCGGCAUCUCCUCCAAGGCCAUGUCCAUCAUGAACUCCUUCAUCAACGACAUCUUCGAGAAACUCGCCGGGGAGUCCGCCAAGCUCGCCCGCUACAACAAGAAGCCCACCAUCACGUCCCGCGAGAUCCAGACCUCCGUCCGCCUCGUCCUCCCAGGCGAGCUCGCCAAGCACGCCGUCUCCGAGGGCACCAAGGCUGUCACCAAGUUUACCUCCUCUUAGGUUGCUCUGUAUCCAGUAGUUGGUCCUUCUUCUGCUUGUAGCAGCCUAGCUGGGAUUAAUUGGAAUGAAUGGUCGAUGGUUUGUGUGUAGUUGGCUUGUGCCGCUGCUUCUGGAAAUUGUGGCCUGACAGAUCUGAAUAGUAACGAUGGAUGACUAGUAUGCUAAUUCUGUUCUCCCGCAGUUUGAUUGGUUGUGCUCUGUGGACCUAUGGUGUUGUGCUUGCUAGUUGCAACUGAGUUAUUGUUAUGGCUGAUGUUAAAUUUCAGUGUUAAUUUUUGUUCUUA